UUCUAUAGUGCAUAAAAAUACAACAAUUCGAUAGUUUUACAGCUUUAGUUUAUUGGGAGUUAUCUUUCUUAUGGCUUUUCGUACAUUCCGUUGAUUUGUUUGUUAUGCAGGAUCCCAGCGCGCAAGUGCCUUCUUCCCUAAACGUUCCCGCCGUUCGGUUUGACGCCAGCAAGGACUUUCAAAAGCGGAGCCUAACCUAUGAGCGUGAUAGAGCUUUCGCGAGAACUCAACGUAAAACAUGGGUUCGCUCCAGUGGUGAAAGGCGAUCAAAUAGAGAAGCUCUUACUACUUUGUUAUCAUCGCAUGGCGAUAAUUCUAGCGAAUGCAUUGAAAAAUUACUAGCUGAGGAAAUAUCAUAUCGUGACUUGGCUUCACUCUCAAGUGCGGACCUAGAGUUAAUGGGAUUCAAAAACUCCAAGGAACGUGAAGAUUUACUGGCUUUUUUUGCGGAGUUACCAAAUCAAGAUCCUUCAUAUAAGAGCAUUUGUGGGUUGGUCGAAGCAGAAACCUAUAAUGGUGAAAUUGUAAGCAAUGCAAUUGAUCAUUUAGAAAACAUGCGGUCUGCUUUGCGCGCAACAAACUAUAAAUUAAAGAUUAUGCCUCCUGAUGAUAUUGUUGUGGGUGAAAAAAGUUUUGCCAGUAGGUUUGUGCUGGAGGCGCUAACGGAGUUACAGACGGUAACCGGAGAAAUCGAUAAAGAAGUCGCUGAUUUGACACAGCUACUGGUUGAAAAGCAGUCUUCUCAAAAAGUUAACAGAACCGCUAAAAAUAGAUCAUUUGCCUCGGUCGGAGUUUGGGCGCUUUUAUGCACAGUAGCAGCAGCCAGUGCUUUAGCUGCAGUUUACCUCACGAAAAUGAUGAAACACUAGAAUUAAGAUCCCAGUAGAUAUGAAGAUCUCUUUGUUUUUUGUAAGUGUUGAAUAAAUUGUCCCAUUUAGAAGAAGUUUAAA
This is a messenger RNA of Rhagoletis pomonella (apple maggot), 950 nucleotides long. RefSeq lists its product as uncharacterized. The transcript has 3 exons. The record is from RefSeq and is a predicted model, not a curated record. The coding region runs from base 105 to 869 and encodes 254 amino acids. NCBI's taxonomy places the organism in Eukaryota, Metazoa, Arthropoda, Insecta, Diptera, Tephritidae.